Molecule: messenger RNA, 2262 nt
Organism: Morchella importuna
Lineage: Eukaryota; Fungi; Ascomycota; Pezizomycetes; Pezizales; Morchellaceae
Exons: 10
Coding region: 1-2262 (753 amino acids)
Molecular function (GO): protein binding
Source: RefSeq, a predicted model, not a curated record
AUGGGCGCCACUUUCUAUCCCGGAAAUGAUGAUUACAUGAUGCCCGAACUCAAUAUCGUGUCUCCAGCCCCUCAGAGAGUAAUGCCCGAAGUUCCUGGACACAUAACAGACAGUUUGAAGCAUCUUGAAAUCGACGGCAGCAACAUGAUGAAUCAACGAAACCAAGGAAACUAUCCUCAGGGAAACUAUGUCGAUCCAUACUCUACACCAUCGCAAGGUCGACCUUUAAGCGACGACCGAGGGGUUCGAUCUAGUUAUGCUUCGUCGUACCACUCAUCGAUAGGAGAUGAUUACCGGUUUUCGGGAAUAGAGGAUCCAGUAUUCUCUCCGUUUCCAAGGCUCAUCAAUCCUGGCCCAAACAUCCCCCCGACAGAUGAAGAGAAGGAAGCGCAGAUUGAGGGGGCUCGUUUGGAGGUGCUCUCAUCGAACGACCCUGAGAUGCAGUUGAUAUGGGCCCAGGACGCGUUAAGCUAUGUCGAAGUUUCGGUAGCAUACCACAACCGAAUCUAUGAAGGCACAGAAAGACCAAUGACUCCUGCGCUUGAGCAUCAAAUCAAAACAGAUGCUAUUAGUGUUGUAAGCUUUUUAGCUGACCAACACCAUCCAAGGGCAGAGUUUAUGAGGGGAAACUGGUUGGAGUUCGGAAAAUUUGGAUUCAGGAUAGAUAAAAAGGAGGCUUUCAGGUGUUAUGCCCGGGCAGCUGAAAAAGACUUUGCUCGCGCUGAGUAUAGGAUGGGGAUGCAAUUUGAGAAUUCUAAUGAGCCUAUGAAAGCGAUUAAGCAUUACAAUCAGGGAGCGAAUUUGGGUGACUCGGCAUCCAAUUACAGACUCGGAAUGAUGACAUUGCUGGGGCAACAUGGCCAAAAGCAAGACUAUGCAAGGGGUGUUACUCUCAUUAGGCAAGCAGCUAACACUGCCGACGAAAACGCACCCCAAGGGGCAUAUGUUUAUGGCAUGUUGUUAGCCCGAGAGCUCCCCGGUAUAGAGAUUCCGGAUCUUUUCUUGCCUCUUGAUAUUAGACAGGCAAGAGAGAUGAUCGAGAAAGCAGCUUUUCUCGGGUUUGCUCGUGCUCAACUUAAGAUGGGAACAGCGUAUGAGUUGUGUCAAUUAGGAUGUGAUUUCAACCCAGCGCUAUCGCUCCAUUACAAUGCCCUCGCUGCAAGGCAAGGAGAGCCGGAAGCGGAUAUGGCUAUUAGUAAAUGGUUUCUAUGUGGUCAUGAAGGUGUAUUUGAUAAAAACGAAGAAUUGGCCUUCAAAUACGCCCAACGGGCAGCAGCCGCAGGACUCGGAACCGCCGAAUUUGCAAUUGGAUACUUUUACGAAAUUGGGAUGUAUGUCCAAGUCGACUAUAAAGAAGCUCAACGGUGGUAUGCGAAGGCUGCGGCACAUGGUAAUAAGGAUGCCAGUGGCCGAAUUGACGGUAUAUCACGCUCAAAAACACUAUCCCGAAAGGAUCACGAGGCUGUUGCUAUUUCAAAAAUUAAAGCACGACACGGCUCCCAAAGACACCGCAAUAAUCCGCUUACGGAGAGGCAGCAAUCUGCUGUAGCCCCAAUUAUGAGUCCGUUAGAAGAGGCCGUAGAUAUGCCCGAUCCCACAAUUCCUGGAGUCAUGGGUGGAGGACCUCCUCCUGGAAUGAUCCCCCCAGCAGGUACAUAUCCCGCCGGCCCACCUCGCCCGUUCACUGCCAUGAGCGACAGCAGCCCUAGCCGAAGACCAUCUGGUGCCGGUGGACAGCCAUACGGCCCUCCGCCGCAACAACAAGGAUACCCACCACAUUCACCAGAAGCUGGCUAUCCUGGAGGAUUUAACGGCGAAACAGUUCCCCGCAUUCAUACCCCAAAACCGCCGGGACUCCCGUCAGGCCCUGCUCCCGUUAACAUUGGGUUCGAGGCACCCGAGAGGCCAAAACCAUCAAAGACCGCUCCUCCUAGUGGACCAAUAGCACCUCCUCCUUCUAAUAAUGCGAAUCCUGGUCGACCGGGAACAUCUCAAGGUCCAGCCCCGCCAAGGCAGCAGCAGCAGCAGCAGCAGCAGCAACAGCCCAUGGCGCCUCAACAUGGAGGUGGGCAGGCUGGCCAUGAACUUUUUGAUGGGCCGCCAACCCCUACAAACAAAACUCAGAGACCAACCACAGCCGAGUCGGCACCAAAACCAGUUUCGGCACCACUACCUAAACCCCCAGGCAAGGGGCCUAAGACUUUUGAAGAUAUGGGUGUCCCUCAGGCCCCCAAACAAGAUGGAGAUUGCAUUAUCAUGUGA